Messenger RNA from Clarias gariepinus (North African catfish), 6102 nucleotides. RefSeq names its product laminin, beta 2-like (gene lamb2l). Lineage: Eukaryota; Metazoa; Chordata; Actinopteri; Siluriformes; Clariidae. The transcript is spliced from 35 exons. Bases 81 to 5600 code for a protein of 1839 amino acids. The record is from RefSeq and is a predicted model, not a curated record.
CAGAGGAGGGCGAGAGAGAGGAGCUGUUAGAGCGCUGUAGAGAGUGAACAGGCCUCUGGAUUGGUGACUGCUUCGUUACCAUGUCAGCCGUCAUGGCCAGAUGUCUGGGUCUCCUCGCUCUGGCUCUGCAUACUUUGGCACAGGAUCUGCCAACAGGCCCACAUGGCUGCACAGAUGGAAGCUGUUAUCCAGCUACAGGGAACCUGCUCAUUGGACGAGCUGCUAACUUGACCAGCACUUCCACCUGUGGCUUAGAAGCACCUGAGCAAUACUGCAUUGUUAGCCACCUGCAGCAGUCAGAUAAGUGCUUCACAUGUGAUUCCCGAAGACCCUAUGAUUCCUACCGCCACAGAAGCAGCCAUCGCGUGGAGAACGUCAUCUACCUGAGAGAUAGUACAGGAGCCCUUACAUGGUGGCAGUCUAUUAAUGGAGAGGAGAGUGUUAGCAUCAGACUGAAUCUGGAGACAGAGUUCCACUUCACUCACCUCAUCAUGAAGUUUAAGACAUUUAGGCCAGCAGGCAUGUUGAUCGAGCGCUCGGUGGAUUUCGGACGCUCAUGGAGGCCGUACCGCUAUUUUGCCUACAACUGCACCAGGACCUUUCCUGGAGUCUCCACCCUGCCUCUGAGAUUCAUCGAUGAUGUGAUCUGUGAGGAGCGGUAUUCUGACAUUGAGCCAUCAACGGAGGGAGAGGUCAUUUUCAAAGUGCUUGAUCCUGCAAUCCCUGUCAGUAAUCCUUAUAGUGCUAAUGUUCAAGACCUGCUAAGAAUCACUAACCUGAGGAUUAACUUCACCAAAAUCCACACUCUGGGUGAUAACCUGUUGGAUCGUCGGCCUGAUGUACUGCAGAAGUAUUAUUACUCAGUGUAUGAGCUGGUGGUGCGUGGAAGCUGCUUCUGCUAUGGUCAUGCCUCUGAGUGCACCCCAGUCCCAGGAGUUCAUACCCAGGACUAUGGCAUGAUUCACGGACACUGUGUGUGUAAGCAUAACACAAUGGGCCUGAACUGUGAGCGCUGCAAAGAUUUCUAUCAGGAUCUGCCCUGGAGUCCAGCUGAGGCAAAUAACCCGCACACUUGCAGAUCGUGCAACUGUAACGGCCACUCCCACAAGUGUCACUUUGAUAUGGCGGUGUAUUUGGCCACGGGGAACAUCAGUGGAGGUGUGUGUGACAACUGCCACCACAACACCAUGGGCCGCAACUGCGAAACCUGCAAACCCUUCUUCUACCAGGACCCAGGCAGAGAUAUCCGAGACCCCCACAUCUGUGUUCGUUGUGACUGUGAUUCAGUCGGUUCUUUGGAUGGAGGGAGGUGUGACAGUCAUACUGAUUUGAACUUCGGAAUGAUUUCUGGCCAGUGUCGCUGUAAGCCCAACGUCCAGGGUCAGCGAUGUGACCACUGCAAAAAGGGGCAUUAUGGUCUCAGUGAGAUUGACCCUCUUGGGUGUCAACCAUGUAACUGUGAUCCACGUGGGACAAACGUGAUGGGACCGCCAUGCGAUCAUAUCACUGGGGUCUGUUCUUGCAAGAGACAUGUGACAGGUCGCUACUGUAACGAGUGCAUACCAGAGCACUGGGGACUCAGUAACGACCUUGUAGGCUGCAGAGCUUGUGACUGUGACUUUGGUGGAUCAUUCAGCAAAGGGUGCAGAAUGGACAACGGUCAGUGUGAUUGUCGGCCUCACCUCAUUGGCCGUCAGUGCGCAGACGUGGAGCCUGGGUAUUUCUGUGCCGCUCUCGAUUACUACAAAUAUGAAGCUGAAAGUGCAGUGGGCCGCUCUCCUGAUGCCUCUGAUCUGCCUGGGACGCCUCGCCCUUUGGCUGUAAAUGAAUGUGCACAGCAUCUGAGUAACCAGUUGAGAAGACUCAAACGCCAUCGGCACAUCACCCAGCAGCAAAGGGCAGCUCUGAGACGAAUCCGGCAGCUUCAGCAGGCCCCGGAUGUGACCAUUGUACAAAGAGAGAGAAACAGAGAGCAGAUGGUCACCUGGACCGGACCUGGUUUUGCUCGGGUUAAAGACGGUGCUGGACUUGUGUUUACCAUCGAAAACAUUCCAUAUGCCAUGGAGUAUGACAUCAUGAUUCGCUAUGAACCAGAGUCGACAGAGGACUGGGAGGCCAUUGUGAGUGUCACAUCCAUGUUUUUGUCCUCCAGUACUCGCUGCGGGAAUCUGCUCCCUACUGAGCAGCUUUACACUGUCACACUGUUACACAACAAGAGGCACGUCCUCAUGCCCCAGCCAUUCUGCUUCGAGCCCAGCAACCGCUACGUGGUGGCCAUCCGCUUUCAGCGCCAUGCCGUCUCUCACAGACACCUCACUGCCCACAUCCUCGCUGACUCGCUUGUAUUAAUCCCUCGUUAUGACGAGCUGCCGGGGUUCAUGGGUAACGAUCCCCAGGCUUUGCAGCGGCGAGAGGAAAUGGCGCGCUACAUGUGUCUGGACUCCUUCAUGGCUACUCCAAUGCCAAUCCUGGCCGAGAUGUGUAUCAAAUUGAUCUGCAGCAUCUCUUCCCUAAUGCAUAACGGAGCACUACCUUGUCACUGUGAUCCUCAGGGUUCACUGAGUGCCGAGUGUAGAAAGAUCGGAGGUCAGUGUCAGUGUAAACCCAAUGUAAUUGGUCGUGAUUGUAACCAGUGUGCACCGAGAACAUAUGGAUUCGGACCCUAUGGUUGCACUGCCUGUGACUGCCAUUCUGAUGGCUCUGAUGCUCGGCAGUGUGACCCAGUUACAGGCCAGUGCCCCUGCAAGCCCGGAGCAUUUGGACGACAGUGCUCUGAAUGCCAACCUGGUCACUGGGGCUUCCCUAAUUGCAGGCCGUGCCAGUGUAAUGGACACUCAGAGACUUGUGAACCACACACUGGCGCAUGCCUUGGGUGUAGAGAUGACACAGCAGGCCCUCUGUGUGAGAUGUGCACAAAUGGGUAUUACGGUAAUCCAGUGUUGGGUUCAGGAGAUCACUGCCACCCAUGUCCGUGCCCAGGUAACCCAGGCAGUGGGCAUUCAAAUGCCAAUAGCUGCCACAUGCAAAUGUCCAACAACCAGAUCAUCUGCGACUGUAAGCCAGGAUACACAGGACACCGCUGUGACCGCUGUGCUCCGGGUUACUUUGGCCACCCAGAGGAAGAAGGUGGGGAGUGCCGGAGAUGUGAGUGUAACGGGAACAUUGAUCCCGAAGACCCUGAGUCAUGUGAUCCCCACAAUGGCCAGUGCUUGAAGUGUUUGUACAACACUGAUGGGCCGUCUUGCUCCGAGUGCCAGCCUGGCUUUUAUGGCAAUGCCCUGGACAGGAACUGUAGGCGCUGUACCUGUAUGAGACUGGGGACAGACCAGGAUUACUGCAGUGAGGAAGUAUGUUACUGUGACAAACAGACCGGCGCAUGUCCCUGCAGGCCCAACGUUGUUAACCAUAACUGUGACCAGUGUGCUGCCAACCACUGGAACAUGGGCAUGGACGAUGGCUGUGAAGCUUGUGAAUGCCAUCCACAGAACAGCUAUAGCCCUCACUGCAACUUGUUUACUGGAGAUUGUAACUGCCGGCCCGGUUUUGGAGGCAAGCGGUGCACGGAGUGCGAGGCGUUCCACUGGGGUGAUCCAGCAGUGCAGUGUGAGGAGUGUAAUUGUCACAUGCAGGGAUCAAUUACAAGUCAAUGCGACCGAAUCACAGGGGCGUGUGAUUGCAAAGAGUGGGCAGCAGGACAACACUGUAACAUGUGUGCCCGUGGUUUUACUGGGCAUUUCCCCAAAUGUGUCGCCUGCCACCCCUGCUUCCAGCUUUGGGAUGACAUUGUGUGCCAAGUCAAAAACGAGAUGAAUAAAAUACGCUUCAUUAUAACCAAAAUCCUGGAGAUGGGUGAGGUGCCCGGAGUUGCCGACACCCGCAUCCAUGAGCUGGAGAUGAAGCUCGCUGAGAUCCAAAGGCUGCUCCAGGAAGGAGAAAGUGACAAGAUAUAUCCACUGAUCAACCAAGCCAUUGAUGACUUGAGAGCUGAGAUAGCUGUCACUGACGGACGUUUGAUGAGUGCGGAAAGAGAACUGAAUGUAACAACAGAGCGUAACAACAUCCUAAAACACAAUUUGACAUCACUUGAGCGAGAGUUCCAUGAUCUGAACAACACCAUUAUACAUUGGCGCAGACAGCUGGAGAACUAUAUCAGUGGUGGAAUAUCAGAUGUGUAUAACAAAGUGCGGAAAUACUACCAAGAGUCUCUGGACGCUGAGCAGAGAUGCAAUGCUUCUGUUUUUGGUGCCCAGAGUCCUGUGGAACAGUCAAAACACACACGCAACAUAACAGAGGCCAUAAUGGACCAGAUGAAGGACAAGUUUAUGCGCAAUAUCACUGCUCAGAAAAAGUCCCUAUCUGAGCUUCAAAAGAAAGCAGAUGACAUGGAGGAAAAGUUGCACCAUCUGAGCCAAAAGGUGUGUGGCAGCAGUGGCAGUGUGAGCGCUGAUGCUUCAUGUCCAGAUGCCCCUUGUGGAGGUGUCGGUUGUGUGGACAGUAACAAUACACUGGUGUGUGGAGGGCCAAACUGCAACGGAACUAUUGGCGAAUCGAUCAGAGCGUUUAAGAAAGCUGAAGAUCUCAGCAAAAACCUGACAGCUGUCAGCGAGGACCUUAUGAACGUGGCCACAAAGCUCCAGGACAUUGCCACACUUACUGAGAUUGUGAAGGCUCAGGCGAUGAACACUCUGGACAAGGCCCGCAAGAAGAAAGAGCUCUUUGAAACUUCCAAUAAGAAACUGAAAGAUUUCAUCCAAAAGAUCCGAGACUUUUUAACUGAGGAGGGAGCAGAUCCAGAGAGCAUAGAGAUAGUGGCACAGCAGGUUUUGGCCAUCACACUGCCAGUCAAUCGGACACUAGUGGACAGCAUAAUCCUGGAGAUAAAAGAGAGCCUUACCAACCUCAGUGAUGUAGAUAAAGUUUUCAACUACUCCGCUGAACAGCUGGCCAAAGCAAAGGAGCUGCUUGAUAGAGCCAACAAUGAACAGGCAAAAGCAGAGAAGAUAACUGAUGUCAUUAAUAAGACUAAAGAAGCCAUGGACACCACUCAGGCAGCCAUAGACAAGGCAAGGAGUGCAAUAGAGAAAGCCUUGGAAAACCUCAAUCGCACAAAAAUUGCUACAGCAAUGGUGGAAGGGAAGCUCUCGAAUGUAGAAACCAACCUCAUGGAUAUGAUGAUGCGUUUGGCUAAUUUAUCACAAGAAGUGGAUUUAUUGAAAGAUAAAACUAAACAAAACAGAGAGCAGGCAGAGAAAGCCAAGGCGCUAUCAGACAAUGCCACUGAUGCUGCCUCUGAACUAAAAAAGGAUUUGUCAACUGUUGAGAGUCACUAUAAGGAACUAACAGAUAAGAUUGAUUCUUUGGGACCAACGGCAGCAGGCAAUAUUACCCAGAAAGCCCUGGGCAUAAAGAAUGAGGCCGAGGAUCUUCUCAAGAAGGCCAACAAGGACAUGGAAACACUUAAAAGGUUGGAGCGAAAACUGCAGAAGAAUGAGCAGAAAAUGCAACAGCAGCUGGAAGAGCUUGCAAUGCUAAAAAAGAACGCUACAGACAUCAAUGCUUCAAUCAGAGACAAAGUCAAUGGUUAUAAUAACUGUCAGUAAUGACAAAAUCAACUAAUCCUGAACAUUAAUAUUUGUUUAGUCUGCCACUUUAACUCAGGACUUUUGUCAUUACCAGUCAAAUGUAUUGUGUUUUUAAUUAAAAGGAGAGACUACUUCCCAACUCCAUCCCAACUGUCAACAAAAAUGGAUAGAGCAGCUGAUAACAAAUGAGCUUGCAUAAUUGUUUGACUAAAGAAAUUUGCAAAUUUGACUUUAUGUAAAUGAGAGAUUUUUAAAUGAAUCCUUUUUUUUAAUUACUUUCAUUUAAAAGAAAGCAAAACUAUCACCUUGCCAAAAUAAUAUGAAAUCAAAUGUUAUAUUAUAAUGUGUUACAAGUACUUUUUAUACAUAUGGUGCUUAAGUCGUCUUUAUUAUGACAGAAAGUUUUCUAUUUCUAGGGCAUUUAGAAAAGAAAAAAUGGUUGGAUUUUAUAAUAAAGUAAGUGAAUUUGAUGUAAUAUGUUUAUAUAAUAUUUGGAAUUAAAAGCAAGUAAUUCUUUCAA